GUAUGAAGCAGCAGAAUGACCACGGCACUCAAUAUCGUUCAGCCAUUUACACAUCCAGCCCGGCUCAACAGGAACUUUCACUGAAGAGUAAAGCAGCCUUUCAGCAGGAGCUGGAUAAGAAAGGCUACGGUCCCAUCACAACCGAGAUUCUGGAGGGGCAGCAGUUUUACUACGCUGAGGACUAUCAUCAGCAGUAUCUGAAGAAGGUACCAAAGGGCUACUGUGGCCUCAAAGGCACAGGGGCCUCUUGUCCCAUUGGAGCCAUCAAGGAAGACCUC
Messenger RNA from Menidia menidia (Atlantic silverside), 278 nucleotides. The record is from the annotation of a GenBank genome assembly. Lineage: Eukaryota; Metazoa; Chordata; Actinopteri; Atheriniformes; Atherinopsidae.